Drosophila willistoni is the source of this 724-nucleotide messenger RNA. RefSeq names its product probable kinetochore protein SPC25. NCBI's taxonomy places the organism in Eukaryota, Metazoa, Arthropoda, Insecta, Diptera, Drosophilidae. The coding region runs from base 2 to 724 and encodes 240 amino acids. The record is from RefSeq and is a predicted model, not a curated record. The transcript has 3 exons.
AAUGAGAAGGAAAAGUGUCCUCCCACUUGUUGGCCUCUUCCUUGUUCUUGGUGUCCAGCAUGUAAUCUCUGAAUCUCCUCUCCCAAAUCACGGGGACUGUGGAGUCUCCAGUGACGAUAAAGAUUUGUGUGCCUUAUAUUGUUAUAGGUCUAUGAAACUCGGUCUAGCUUACAUUAUUGAGUUGAAAGAAAAAAUCAAGAUGCUCGAAGAGAAUCAAUCAAAGAGUGAAAAUAGUCAACUAAGCAAAGCAGUUGAGAAUUUGCAAAGUAAAAUUGAUCAACAGAAUAUUCAGAUAGCUAAUAUUAACGAUUUCAUCACAAACUCAGUCAGGCAGAAAGAGGUGGAAGAGAAAGCCAAAUCUCAAACUGAGAUAGACAAAUAUAAGAGACAAGUAGAACAAUUGAAAGAGAACUUAGAAAAUGUUCAACGUCAAGCAGCAAAAGAUAAGGAAGAAAACUUAGCUGAACAAAGAAAUAGAAAAAGCGAAAUGGAGAAUCUAAAAGAGAACUUAGCAACCCAAAAGUCAGAUUCAGAUAAAGCAUUUAAAGACCUCGAGUCGAAAAAAAAGGAAUUUGAAGAAUAUCAGACUAAGGAAAAGAAUUCCAACAACAAAAUUGGAGAAUUAAAUUCAAAAAUUUCAUCCUUACAGAAAAACAUUCAGAAAGAAAUGGAUGAGAAAGCCAAAUCUCAAACUGAGAUAGACAAUUUUAAGAGAAAAAAUUAA